Molecule: messenger RNA, 3051 nt
Organism: Xenopus laevis (African clawed frog)
Lineage: Eukaryota; Metazoa; Chordata; Amphibia; Anura; Pipidae
Gene: wdr27.L
Product: WD repeat domain 27 L homeolog
Exons: 25
Coding region: 138-2618 (826 amino acids)
Source: RefSeq, a predicted model, not a curated record
CCGAAAAAUGCGGCAUUUUAUUAACUGGUACAUCUCGCUUGCCGUACUUUGGCUAAGGCAUCUUGUGUUGCCUAGUUACGCAGCUGUGCGGCGUUCUGGAAUACGGUUUCCUGCCAUAGGCAACGCAGGGUUAAAUUAUGAUGGAAGCACUGCAUAAUACUCCUUGUCUGACUGUAAUAAGAGAGAGGAGAUCCACUGUAUCUAGUUGUCCUGUAUCUCAUGUACAGAUUUCCUGUAGCUGUCAAUACUGUGCCUUUCCUCUUAAUGGAAAUGAUCUUUGUAUAUGGAGCAUAUCUAAUCCUACUGAGGAGCCGAUCAUUCUGAAAGGUCAUCAUCAACCAAUAACUGCAGUAACAUUAAGUUAUGGAAUGAAUCCAUGUCUUGUCUGCUCAGCGUCACCAGAUUAUGUUAUAUUAUGGAAGAUGGACGAAUGUAAAUCUUCAUUGCUUGAAGGACGUUUGCCUCGAGGACGUGUGAUAGGAACACUACUAGGAAUGGUUGCUCAUUUAGAAUUCCAUCCUGAUGGAAAGAAAGUAGCAGCAUGUGCACGGAACAAGAUACUCAUUCUUAGUGUAGAGUGUGAGGAUGUUCUAGCAGAACUAGCAGGGCAUUUAGGUUCAGUAAAUGCCGCAAAGUUUUGCCCCUGGCAAGACAAUCUUCUAGUGUCCAUUUCUGAGGACAGAACAUUCAAGGUGUGGAAUUAUCAUGCUGAGUCACUGGUUUUUCAGUCUGCAGUGUUAUCAGCCUUUCCACUUUUAAAGAUGUAUAUUGAUGCUGAAAAGAAGCAAUUGGUUACUGGAUGUGCUGAUGGCCAGCUUCGAGUAUUUAGUUUGCUAGAGGAGCACCAUUUUCGCCCUGUGUGCCAAAUUGAUCUUCAGAAAGAAAACCACAACUUUCUUCAGAAGUUUCAAGAAUCUGGACAACUUGACAAAUCAGGACUAGCAACGUCUGAAAUAAAAAAUGUCUCUUGGAAGAAUUCUGCCAAAGAUAAGGACACCGUAAUAAUGGAUUCCAGUUUUCCUGUGUUAUAUAUUCACAAAUUUAAACAAUCUUUGGUGGAGACUGAAAUCUCCUUCUUUGGACAUCCUAGACUUCUGUGGGUGGGGAGUUCCUCUGGCUUCAUUCUAAUUAACAUGGAAAACUGUGAAGUUGAAGCUAGCUUAAAUUUCAGUGAUUAUGAUAACCUCAGCAUCAUGUUGGUGGGAUCAUGUGCACUGGCGAGCAAUGUGGACAAAAAGGUUUACUGUCUGCUCACUUCAAUGUUCAGCAAUCAAGUUUCACUCAUAGAAUUUGAUGCACUUACUCUGAUGAGAUCACAACACCAAGGUGUACAAGCACAUAGAUCAGUCAUCGGCCUCUCCAUUGUUUCCAGUGAGCCUCUGCUAUCAACAUCUCCACUUUGCAUGGAAGCAUCAAAAAAGUCUAUCAGUCUCAAGACAAUUGGUGUAAAGAACACUGUAAAGGAUCAGCCACUAGUUUUCCACAAAAAAGUCAAGUCCUCUGGCUACUCUGCAGCACCAAGAAUGAAAAUGUUUUCUCCAAAAACCAACAUCAAAAAGACUAUCGAGCCUUCAAAAGUGAAGAAGAACAUUCAAAGCGGAAUAAUGAAAGAAUAUCCCCUGAAAAGCUCUGCACCAAACAUUCCUUGGAAACAAUUAUCUGUAGCUAGCAAGCCAACAGCUGUCAGUUGCAUUCAGUAUUCAGGAGAUGGAAAGAAACUUGCAUGUGGAUUAUCUGACAAAUCUAUUUUGUUGUUCAGUUCUGAUUUCAGUGGGGAGCCUUCGGUUUUUGCAGGUCACGAUGGUACAGUGAAUGGAUUGGGCUGGAGUCAUGAUUCCAACUGGGUGGUUUCUUCAGCUGAAGACAAUAUCUUGAAGAUAUGGAGUGUUAAGAAUGCAGAUCCUGUCUUGGUCAUGGGGAAGGGAAUGUUUUCUAAGCCAGUUCGAUUCCCACAAUUUUAUUAUAUGGAUACCUUUAUUUUGCUUUCCUCUGGAGCUGAGUUUCAUAUUCUGAAAUAUUCACUAGAUGACGCCAAGGAUGAUUUAAAGAGAUACAAACAAAAAAGCUGGUGCAAGUCAGUUCAGAAGUUUCAGAUGGACACAGCAGUUGAAAUCACUGGGCUUUCAGCAGUAAAUGACUUUUACUCCUAUCUUGUCCUUGCAGUUGGAAGUAACCGCACUUUAGAGGUUUUUGAUCUCAACUUAAACUGCAGUGUGGCUACGAUUCCAGAUGUCCAUCCAAGAGCAGCACACCAAAUCUGCCAGAAUAAAGGGUCUGCAUUCAGUACCCAAGCAUCUGAAGCAUACAAUCUCUUUGCAACAACUGCCAUUGGAGAUGGACUGAAGCUUUGGGACAUGAGAACAUUGCGGUGUGUUCGCAAAUUUGAGGGACAUGUUAAUCGUUGUCAGCCAUGUGGAAUAGCUAUUAGUCCAUGCGGGAGGUUCAUAGCAUGUGGCUCUGAAGACAGAAGUGCAUACAUAUAUGACAUUCAUUCCAAUACAUACCUGCAAAAGCUUUCUGGACACACACAGACAGUCAUCAAUGUAGCAUUCAAUCCUUCUUCACCACAGUUAACCACUGCUACUCUGGAUGGAAAACUCCAAAUAUUUGUUUCUUGAUGAACUCUAUCUUUGUCGUUGUCCAUGUUCUACAUUUUGUCAAGGAACUAUGGAAAACCAGCAUGGAGAUGUCAACUAUUAUUAACAUGGAAACAUUGUAAUUAUAUGGACAAUUUUCAGAUGUUUUUCUAUUUUUUUUUCUAUAUAUAUAUAUAUUUCUGAAUUGUGAAACAUUUUGACAUAGUUGCUAGAUGUAACUCACAAUAGCAACUAGUGGUUUUAAUGUUAAACUGGAAGCUGAAUAACAGGCAGGAUCGUAAGCAAAAGAUAAGUUUCUAUUUAGGAAGAGGCACAAUAAAGAGACAAUUCAUGAGGAAGCUCUUAUAAAAAUAUCAAUUGUAAAUUGGCAGUUGGUAAAUACAACUUGGGUUUUUAUUUAAUUUGUAGCCCUAUGCCUAAAAUCUUUUGAAACAUGGUAAAAGGAGAAUUUAAC